Corythoichthys intestinalis (scribbled pipefish) is the source of this 967-nucleotide messenger RNA. Its product is annotated as intraflagellar transport protein 20 homolog. The record is from RefSeq and is a predicted model, not a curated record. Lineage: Eukaryota; Metazoa; Chordata; Actinopteri; Syngnathiformes; Syngnathidae. Bases 249 to 644 code for a protein of 131 amino acids. Gene Ontology annotation, biological process: centrosome localization; intraciliary transport; protein localization to cilium. The transcript has 5 exons. Gene Ontology annotation, cellular component: Golgi apparatus; cilium; centrosome.
AUUGUCAGAUUAUUAGUGCCUGUUGUGACCUAACGAUUCACACUAAUCAAGCCACUGUCAAUGUAUAGGUUUUUAACUUUGACUUUAACUUUAUUUGACUGUCGAGCUGAACUGGACAUAGCGACGGUGACGUCCCCCGUUGCGUUCGCUUGUUCGCAAUUGAAGCUCGCCUUAAACUGCUCCUGGCCACCAAAUGUUUUCCUCUCGGCAUUUGUGAAGCCUGUGUCGCAACCCAAUGUACCUCAGUUAUGGCUCAAGACUUGAUAGAAGAGGAAGGCAUUUUUUUUGAUGAACUCGACAAACUUCGAGCACUCGAACCAGAUGUCAGCCAGAAGACCUCAGAACUCCGAGAGGAGUGCAAAGAAUUUGUUGAGAAAAUGGAGCGCUUUCAGGAAAAAGUUGGCGGCCUAAUUGAGCUUGUAGACCAGUUGGCAAAAGAAACGGAGACAGAAAAGUUCAAGGCCAUCGGGGCAAGAAACCUGGUGAAAUUGGUAGAAAAGCAAAGAAUGGCAUUGCAACAGCAGCUUGAAGCUCUUAUUGUAGAGAAGAAGACACAACUUGAAAGAUAUCGCAUUGAAUGCGAUGCCUUGUCGAAAGUGGAAUCUGAGCAGAGUGAGUUUAUCAACCAGUUUAUUUUGCAGUGAGUAUGUGAUUGUUAUUUGUUUGCUCUCUCCUGUCAUGUGUCCUUAUUGCCUACAAGAAAUAUCACAUAAAAAUGUAACGCUUUAAGUUCGGCAAGAACAGGCAACAUCACACCUAAGGGAGCAUUGUGAACAAAACCAAAUUUGGAAUAAAAGCAACUUUUUCUGUUUAACCUUUCCUCCCCCUGUUUGUCAGUAAAUAGCCACCCCAACUAACAGUAAGGACUGUUAAGAAGUAGCCGCACACAUGUACACUAUUUACAGGGUUAGGACAAAUUCAUUUGUUCUUAUGUUGUUCAGUUCUUUGCAUGCUUUUUUUUUUUUAC